AUGCUCUCAGAAGAGCUGCGCCGCCUCAAGCGAGUCAUCAAGGACUGGGAGUACAGCUUCUUUGCAGAGCAUGAGCGUACACCCAGUGUUGCUGACAUCCGCGCCAAUAGGGCCAUGGCGGACAAGUACAAGAUGUACAAGAGACUCAAGCGCAAGCUGGAGCCCAGAAGGGACAAGAAUCGUGCGGCAGAGCCUUCGCUUGCCCUCCAGCCGUCAACGGCGCCGCUGCCUAUGAAUGGCUCGCCGAGAAAGUCGGCCCUCGCUCCGCUGGCUGCAUCGCUGGCUGCGUCGCGGGCAAGGACCCUGGCUCCGCAGCCAGAGAUUCCCCAGCCGCAUCGGGUCCGAGCCGCCAUCGAGUCCGAGGCUGGGCCUGAGCCAGGGCCUGAGCCACUGCCUGAGCUCGAACUCGCUGGUCCUGCUCAUCCGCCGCUCGCCUCACCUGUUCCGCGCCCAGCCUCGUGUCUCGCGGCGCCCGAGCCCAACAGCGUCCAGUUGCCGCCGCCAUCGGUCAUGGUCCCGCGGCCAGAGUCUGCUCCAUUCACCAUCAUCCGGACCACGCGCUCGUUGUCGGCGUCGUCGUGGGACUCGGGCUCGCUGUUGGCACGCUCGCGAUCACGCGAUUCACUCUCGGCCUUUGCCGUCGGCCUCGGCGACUCGAAGACUGAAAGGAGUACAGCGGCGACAGCUCCCGGAGCUGCGCUCUCGCGGCCGCCGUCGACGGUACCGCUCAAGUCGCUUGCAGAGUCGCUCCGCGAUGUCACCGAGCGGCGCAACAAUCCCGAGGCAGCGUCGCCGGGCAUGGACUCGGCGCUCUUUGAGUACGACUCGAUCCAGCUCAUGUAUGCAGCUGGUGGUGCGCAUGUAAGCGCUGGCUCUGCUCCCAGCAGCCGCCACUAUGGCCGCGAGGGUCGCAAGCGCAAUGCCAGGUCGCGCGGCCUGCGUCGCGCUCGCGAGCUGCGCGGUGCCAAAGCUAAGGCUCCGGCCAAGAAGGCCAAAGCUUCGGGCAAGUCCAAGGCCCAGCCAACUCCUGCGGUGGCCAGCCGACAGGCUUCCGACUCUGAAUCGGCAUCGACGGCCUCUGUUGGCGUCGCCGACAUGGAGUGCUCAGCGUCCUCGGACGCAGUGCCAGGUCUGCCGGUCGCUGAGGCUGCGCCAGUGGCGGGUGUCCCCGUCCGACGCCCGAUUGUGCCGCGUCCGUCGUCACGGGUUGGCCGCAUGCGCAAUAAGAUGGGCCAGGACGUCGGAGAGGCCGCUGAGGCCGCCGGCGUCGCCAAGACCGCUGCAUCUCCCCCGGCCAAAGCGACCAAGUCCAAGUCCAAGCCCAAGCUCAAGCCCAAGCCCAAAUCGGUGGCUGCUUCGUCGUCGGCGAACCAGCGCAAACGCAAGCGGUCUGCAGCACGCCGCGCCAAUGGCGAUGACGACGACGACGUGUAUGCGCCGCAAGCCAAGCGCAAGUCAGGCUUUGCCAAGGUCCGCAAGGACAUCUCCAAGCCGACCGGGCCCAAAUCGGUUUCCAGCAACUUUGUGGCGAUGAAGCUGAACAAGCCCGGCGAGCGGCGCGGCGUGCGCAAGGCGCGCGGCCGUGGCGUGAGCAAGGCGCGGACGGCACAGGCUGUGGCCGAAGCCGCCUCGGCGGCACUCGGCGGCGACGACGCCAUGCAGGCAUUCGACUCGGCCGUCGCCGAUGCGAUCGGCAACCUCGACUCGGUGGUGGACGAAGACGCUGACGCCGAGACCAGCACUGAUGCCAGCACCAGGGGAGCACCGUCUACGUCUACGGCCGCGACCCAAGUUGUGCGCGGGCCGGCGGCGUUCCACGACGACGACAGCCAUCCGUAUGCGGGUGGCAUGACGGCGCGCGCACGCGGCGUAGUCGCUGGUUUCCGUGCCGGGCAGCUGAGCCUGGAAGACGUGGCGACGAGCCUGUUUGGCUUUGAGGGUUUCCGGCCGGGCCAGCGCGAAGCGGUCGAACGGGUUCUUGGCGGAAAGUCGACGCUUGUUGUCCUGCCGACGGGCUCGGGCAAGUCUAGCAUCUACCAGCUGCCGGCGUUCCUAGUGGACGGCGUGGUGCUUGUGGUCACGCCGCUGGUGUCGCUCAUGGCGGACCAGCUGAGCAACUUGCCGCCGGACCUCAUUGGGGCGACCAUCAACUCGACGCAGUCGUAUGAGAUGCGCAAGACGAUCGAGGCCGAGCUGAAGGCCGGGCGGAUCUCGAUCCUCUUUGUCUCGCCGGAGCUGCUGGAGACCAAGCGGUUCCGCAAAGUUCUCGCCGAGAUAUCUGUGGCGUUUGUGGCCAUCGACGAGGCGCACUGCGUCUCCGAGUGGUCACACAACUUCCGCCCAGCGUACCUGCGUCUGCAUCAGACGCUCGCCAGUGAGUUUGGAGUGACAACGUUCCUCGGCCUGACCGCAACGGCGACGGCGGCAACGGUCGACGCCAUUGUUGACUCGCUCAGCCUGGAUCGCAACGGCGACCCCGGGUGCGUGAUCUCGAGCGGGCGGGUGCCUUCCAAUCUCCAGCUCUCGGCGUCGGUCUCGGUCAUGCAGGACCUGUCGCGCGUCGACGAGCUCGCGGCGCUGCUCAAGACCGAGCCGUUUGCGGGCCUCGACUCGAUCAUUGUGUACUGUGGGAAGCGGCGGACGACUGAAGAGGUUGCGGCGCGGCUCAACUCGGACUCGAUCUCUGCCGAAUGCUACCAUGCCGGCAUGGAGGCCAAGGCGCGAGCGCGUGUCCAGCGCGCAUUCAUGCUCGGGCGGGUGCGGAUUAUGGUGGCCACGGUGGCCUUUGGCAUGGGCGUCAACAAGGCCGACGUCCGCGCCAUCAUCCACUACAACAUGCCGCGGUCGAUCGAGAACUACGUGCAGGAGAUUGGACGCGGCGGGCGCGAUGGCAAGCCGUGCUACUGCCACGUCUUUCUCCACGACUCGGACUACAUCAUGUCGCGCUCGUUUGCUUAUGCCGACUCGGUCGAUCCAUACUCGCUGCGCGCGCUGCUGCGCCACUUGUUUGGCCUCACGCGCUCGGGCAAGCCGACAGCUGGCGCAGGACGGGGCCCUGCCACCAAGCUGGUCUCCCUCAAGGAUCUGCCGCGCGAGAUGGACGUCAAGUCGGGUGUCAUUGCCACUGUCCUGGCGUACCUCUCGCUGCCUGCGCCGUGCGGAGUGGCGCCGCGCCCGCUCAUCGCCCUCGAGCCUGGCUGCCACAAGUCGGCCAAGGUGUGGAUCAAGGGCAACGUGAAGCGGUCGAGCCUGGCCGCAGCGUCGACGCGGCAAGCAGUGCGCAAGGCCCACGCCCCUGGUGCGAUGACCAACGCCUUUCUCGACGAGCUCAAUGGCGAGGUAGAUGCGGUGACGGCGGCGUCUCUGGUCGACGCGAGCUCCGGUGAGUCGAAACACGCCCCGCUCAUCCGGGCCAUUCUCGGACGCGACACGGCUGACAGCUCCAAGUGGGUGUACAACGUUGACCUGGAGCAGAUCGCAAGCUCGCUCGGGCGCGAGCCGACUGAGGUCUCGGGCAUGCUUUUUGCGGCGUCGAUGUCGCGGCAGCUCAAGUAUGAGCUGAGCGACUGGUGCUCAGCGUACCGAGUGCUGGAAACGCCAACAGACGUGGCGGCACUGGCGGGCGACCUGGCAGCGAUGUUGGCGCGGCUGGAGGCGGCGCAGCUGAACCAACUCAACGCCAUCCGACGCGCGCUGGAGACGUUUGUGGCCGACUCGGACGAGGCGGCGCUGCGGACGACCAUGACGCAGUACUUUGCCUCGCGGCAGAAGCCUUCGACGAACGCAGGUGUGCUCCUCCCGCGGCUGCAACUCGAGCAGCGGAAGGAUUCUGCACACGUCCGCGCCGACAUCAAGGUCUUUCUCCGCACGCUGGAUGGGCCGAUCUCAGCCCGGGCCGUGGCGCGCAUCCUGCACGGCAUUCCGUCGCCGGCGUAUCCGGUCUACGAGUGGUCGAACAACCACUUUUGGGGCCGGCACAUUAACGUCGAGUUCAGCGAGCUGAUGAAGGCCGCACGGGCGGUGAUCCGCGACAUGCUGGCCGACUAGGCUGAGGGAGUUAAAGAGCAGAUAUGUCCA
Molecule: messenger RNA, 4077 nt
Organism: Thecamonas trahens ATCC 50062
Lineage: Eukaryota; Apusomonadida; Apusomonadidae
Product: helicase
Exons: 3
Coding region: 1-4047 (1348 amino acids)
Biological process (GO): double-strand break repair via homologous recombination; DNA replication
Cellular component (GO): nucleus; cytoplasm; chromosome
Molecular function (GO): ATP binding; 3'-5' DNA helicase activity; four-way junction helicase activity
Source: RefSeq, a predicted model, not a curated record